GAACACCCAUCAUCGUUGUGCUCGUGUAAAUACCGACGGUUAAGUUCUGUUAGACGGUUUCGAGUUUCUAUUUUCGAUUUACUUAUAUCACUCGAUAAGAACUUAAAAUUAACAAACUGCUUUAUAUUUAUUUUCGUACCAAGAUGUUUUAGAUAUGAAGUAUUUCUUUCCUUCUUAUAGUUUUUGUAGAUUAAUUUUCUCAUACAAGGUAGUCCAAUCUUCUCGUGCGAUGUCUCAGUGUGCUAAAGUAUUUGUUAAACAUAUUGAAGAUGAAAGCAAAAUGAAAAUAUAUUUCAGUUUAGCCCUUCCAGAUCUACCAGAAAGAACGUUUACAUUUUUGCGCUCUAAAGAGGAAAAACUUGAAGUAACCAUAAGUCGGAUGAAGCUUAAAAUUCUUGAAGCUGUUAAUAAUAAAUUAAAUAAAAAAAAGAAAAAGAAAAUUUCUGAAAUUGUAGACGAGAAUGAUUGUCAGUUUUCUUUGAAUUUAUCUCUUUUGAAAGACGGAAAAGUAAUUGACAAUGAAUUGAGAAAUAUGGAUGCUUGGACCGAAAACGCACAAUUGAAAAUUAAUGAUCAUGUUUAUAAAAUUGCAGAAAAUCCACCUUCUGUGUUACAUCUUAGCCUUCCCAAAAGUAUUAUGUCUGGCUUUCCGGUUUAUCCAAAAGUUGAAUUGGAGUAUUGCUCUAAAGAACAAUGUGAUUUCACAUGGUACAGAUCCAUUACAAAGGCAGAAAAACCGUCUUUAGAUAUGAAUAAAAUUCUGAAUAUAAAAAAUGAAAAUUGGUUAAUAUUAUCAAAAAAUUACUUUUAUAUCACAAGUGAGUCUGAUGUAGGCUGUAAAUUGAGAGUUUCUUGUGUACCAAAAAGCGGAGAGAAAAUUGGUUUAGAAGAAAUAGCUGUGUCAACUAAUCCAAUUCAAGCUGGCCCUGAAAAGUGUCCCUUUGAGCAACGACAUGAAUUUACUAAAAACUUAACAGAACCUGGAAUUUUACGUUGUGUUUCAUACAAUAUCCUUGCUGAUCUCUAUGCUGAUUCUGAAACUGCACGUACUUCAUUAUUCCCAUACUGUCCAGCCGAAUAUUUGAUGCUUGAUUAUAGAAAACAAUUGUAUUUAAAAGAAAUAAUGGGGUAUAAUGCUGACAUGAUAUGUUUGCAAGAAGUAGAUCGUAAAGUGUUUUAUGGCGAUUUAGUUCCUGUGUUAACAUCAACUGGUUUAGAAGGUAUUUAUAGUGAGAAAGGGGGACAAGUUGUUGAAGGUCUCUCAUUAUUCUACAGAACUUCAAAAUUUAAAGUUGUUGAAUUUCAAGCAAAAAUUUUGAGUGAUGCUGUUGUUAAUGAACCCAUUUUGAAGCCUAUACAUGAUAAACUAAUUGAAAAUGAAAAGUUAAAGGAAAGAUUUAUGAAUAGAACUACUGCAAUUCAGGUAGUUCUGCUGGAAAGCAUUGAUGUUCCUCAAAAACGAAUUUUAGUUGGCAACACUCAUUUGUACUUUCAUCCCGAUUCUGAUAAUAUUAGACUGCUGCAAGCAACAUCUUGUAUUAUGUAUCUGGAGGACCUAUUGAUAAAAUAUCAAAAAGAGAAUCCUUCGUAUACUACUAGUUUGAUACUGUGUGGGGAUUUUAACAGCUGCCCUGAAUUUGGAGUCUAUAAAUUCAUGACUGAAGGUUAUUUGAAGGAAGACUGUAUUGAUUGGCAGAGCAAUCCAGAAGAAAUAGUUCCAGGUAUACAGCUCAAACAUUCACUAUCGAUAGCCAGUGCUUGUGGUACUCCAACCUACACAAAUUACACAGAAGGAUUUGUCGGAUGUUUAGAUUAUAUAUUUUAUAAUAAAGCACAUUUAGAAGUUAAGGAAGUGGUACCACUUCCAGAUCAUGAACAGGUUAUAAAAUAUAAAGCGUUACCAAAUAAAGUAUUCCCUUCUGAUCAUAUAGCAUUAGUAUGUACUUUAGGAUGGAAAUAACACUUUUUAAAUAAAUAAAUAAAUUUUAUUCUUCCAUUUUUA
Molecule: messenger RNA, 2002 nt
Organism: Argiope bruennichi
Lineage: Eukaryota; Metazoa; Arthropoda; Arachnida; Araneae; Araneidae
Product: 2',5'-phosphodiesterase 12-like
Exons: 7
Coding region: 155-1960 (601 amino acids)
Biological process (GO): nuclear-transcribed mRNA catabolic process, deadenylation-dependent decay
Cellular component (GO): mitochondrion
Molecular function (GO): 3'-5'-RNA exonuclease activity
Source: RefSeq, a predicted model, not a curated record